UGUUGUCAGACUGGUUCAAGUGGUUGACAAGAUUUUAUCAGUGCACUCUUACAUAUAUGGAGUCUGAACAGAAUAAUUCAGCAGUGUCUGCUGGAUCUAGAAAUCAUGACUGUGAAGGACAAACAGAAGAAGAUUAUUGUUAUAUUGAAAAUGGAAACCAACAUGCAGCAUGUCUCCCAACCAUACCGGAAUCAGGCCUUAUUUUCCCAUUUCCAUCUAGAAACGUUGCACUCAUUUUGGAGGAAAAGGAUACUUUGGAGGAGGAAUCAAGCAAUUAUCCUGGAAAAGGUUUCAUGGAAUCAGGUUUUAUUAAUCAGGGCAGGGAAGGAAAUGUUGAUGUGGAAGUCAAAGCACAGAACACAUGCAUAAAUCAAGGUGAUAUAGACCAAGAAAUGAACAUGAUGAAAGCUGAAAAUUCUACAGUUGUACCUGCUGGUAAUGCAAGUAUUGAUCCAUAUACAUAUGCUGUUGAAGAGUUACCAAUUGGAGGAACUCAAUUGAAAACAGAUAUUGAUCCUUCUGAGGACAACAUGGAAGAACUUAAGUCAGAUACUGCCUGUGCUCCUGUUACCAGUUACCCGGAUACCUAUGCCAGUCCAUGUAAGUUAAGCGAUGGUCACAAAGCUGUAACAGAAUCUAGAAAUGAGAUCAAUUUUGAUAAUGAAAACUUCAGAAAAUCAUAUUCAUUUUCCAACUUCAUGAUGGAGGAUCAAACAAAAUUACAUAAACCUGCAUUUCUAGAGUUAUGUACCCAGUGUGAAGAGGUCAAAAUGGAUUUUACUAACAACAAAGAAACUUUACAUGGAAUUGACACUGCUUCCUCAAGAAAUUGUUUGCAGGACUAUGAGAUCAACAAUGAAGACCUCAGUUCUGAAGAGGAAAAGCAUUUUUUACAACCAGAAGACCUACAGGAAGACACCCAGCAUGCUCAAACUGCUUUAAGGACAGAAAAGAAAGAAUUUCAGGAUCCAGAGCAGCUAUCAGAAGAAUUAAAUGAUAUGGCAGAGGGGGUAAAUGAAGACCAGCAAAUGCAUGAAAUACAUGGGAGUGAAGAUCAAGAAUGUUGUAGUAAUUCAGGACCAUCAUUAGAUCAAAAUCUAAUAUCUUCUACAGAAAUAUACCAGCAAACCAUGCAGAGUGUUCGCCAAGUUACCAACAGCUGUGAUGAUAAAAAUUCUCAUGUUUCUGUAGGUUCUGGAACAUUCACAAUCUUAGCAUAUCAAAAUUAUCUUCAUCAAGAAAGACGCUUGGAUUAUGAUGAAUAUUCUCAAUAUUUAAAUCGGUUUACUCACAAUAAUGUAACAGAUAAAGACCAUCUUGCUCUUUCAUCACGUGGACAAGAUCAUAAAACACAGAUAAGAAGUCCUGUUCACGAUGAAUACCAAAGACAUUGUAACAUACAGUCAUCUGGUGUCCAAGGUGAAAUUGCAGAAUCAGCAAGUCAAACUUCAUGUACAAGAGAAGAACCAAAAUUAGAUUCAGAAAUGUUAUCGCAGGUGCCCAGUCAACUCAUAGAAAUACAAGUCCCGACACAGGGAAGCCAUACUAGUACUAGGACUAGAAGUACAUGUACUGUUGAUUUACUGACAAUAAUAUUUCUACAACUGAUAUUGAUGCCAGCUGUUUUUCAAUACUUCAAAGACUCACAACAUCUUAUAUACAAUUAUGAAGUUCCAAGGUUAUAUGACAGGUUUGUUAGGGGAGAGUUUGAUAAUAUAAGACUGGAGUGGGUACCAAAGCUUCAUGGACGUUUUGGAAGUUUAGAUUUCUUUGGUGAGGACCGUUAUAUAAUUUUGCCACCAUUUCAAUGGAUAAGCCACCUAUGUGACCAACCAACCCACAAUUAUACUGGAAUCACUUCUGGCUUAUUGAGAAUCCAGUCUUGUAUAGAACUUGUGAGACCUCCAGAAGGAAGAUUGAAUUUACAAAUAUUAGAACAACUACUGUUCACAGCCUUUUAUCAUGAAAGACAAGAGAAUGUGAAUCCACUCUAUCAAGAUGGUCAAAACGGAUCACCACCACCUUUGAUAAUAGUUAAUUUUACAGAUGCUCAUUUGAACUUAAUUCACGUUGAAAGCUUACAUGGAAUUAUAAACAUUGGUCCGUACAGAUACUUUGUGGGAGGAUUCAGCAGCCUGUUGAACAGACAUUACACUGCCAGGAUUUACAACCACAGUACACCUGAAGGCAGUGUUUUUACCUAUGAUAAUGAUAGGGGCCAGUUACUUCCACAAUUAUACCAGUUAGGAGAGCUAUCAUUAGUUUUUCUUUUUCGAGCACCACCACAGUAGAUUAUUUAAAAUAAUUUUGAUAUCAGAGUUUCAUCUGUAAAGAGUAAAAUCUAAGUGCUAAAAAAUCUGAAUAAAUCAUUGUAAUUGAGCAAGAGAAAAAAAAAGUAAAUUUAAGAAUUGUUAAUUUUUUUUAGACUUAGAGAUCUUACUUUGUCAUCAUGUAGAUGCAGUCUGUGGUCAACUGUCAAACUUUUAUGAUAUUUAUUGAAAAAAAGCUUUUCAAGAUAAAAAAACAGUAAUUUUUACCUGAAAACUGGACUUCAGUUUUGUUUUUUGUCAUUUAAUAUGUAGAUUUUUUUUAGUCUUAAGGUUAUUUUUUUAGACAUCUGUAAUGAAAUAAUAUAUCCAUAAUGUCAUGGCUGACAUGGCUAAAAAUAGAACAUUGGGGUAAAAUACAUGUUUUGUCUAUUAUUUUUAAAACCAUUAUAAAUAGAGAAAAUCUGACAAGGUCAAAAUGUUCAAAAUGUUGAGCUCUAUCAAUUGUUCUUGACGUCAAAACUGUCAGGGGACUUCUUAUAGGAGUUAUUGCCCUUAAAUGACAAGUUUUACCAUUUUUUCCCUUUAUCUUGAAUACUAUAAUAUAUAGAUAGAAACUUUUACUUGCAUAAAUGUUCAGCAAGAAAAGAUCUAUGAAUAAGCAUGCAUGGUUGAAAUCGUCAGUCAACUCCUAAUUAGAGUUAUUGCCCUUUAAUGACCAUUUUUACAAAUUUUUUGCAUUUUUGCCUUAUAUCUUAAAAUUUAUAGUAGAUAGAUAGAAACUUAAAUAAGCAAAAAUGAUCAGCAAGACAAGAUCUACAUUUAAGACAAUAUGGAGGAAAUUUUCCAAUGACUCCUUAUUGGAAUUAUUGCUCUUUAAUGACGAUUUUUUAUUUACCAUUUUUUUUGCGUUUUGACUUAUAUGAUAAAAAUUAUAAUAUAUAAAUAGAAACUUUAAAUAACAAUAAUGAUCAGCAAGGCAAGAUCCACAAACAAGUCAAAUUUUGCCUAUAUAGUUAGUAGACUGUCACUCUUCAUAGGAGUGAUUGCCCUUAAAUGAGGCCUUUUUUUUUACCGUCUUUUGUGUUUUGAGCAACAAAAACUAAAGGAGAUAGAGAGAAACUAAACAGACAAAAUGAUCAGCAAUACAAGAACAACGAAAAAGAAAUUUUUGUCAUCCAUUCUAUUCUUGUCUACAAUGUUAGAGAGAGUCCAUUGUUGAUUAUGCACAUAGACCUAGUAGGUGAGCCACACAGGCUCUUUAGAGCCUUUAGUUUUAUUUUGUCAAACAUUCAAAGAAUUUUAUGAAUGUAUGAGUCUAAAGAAAAUAUUUUAAGAGAUAAAAUCUUUUUAACUUUUUAAGCAUUUGUGUAAUGUUCAAAACUUAGACACAAGCUUCUUAAUCAUCAAGAAGUAGUAAAGAAUGUACAGUGCUAAGUGGUGCACUAGAAUGAAUAUGUUGUAAUGUUAUAAUUAAGUAAUGUAAAUAACAGAGCUGAAUUAACUAAAAAGUUGUUUGUUCUUUUAUUUAAUUGUCAUGUAAUAGGUUAUUUUAAUAUUAUAUGAUAUGUUUCUAUCUGGUGAUAAUAAAUUCGUUUUGUUUUUAUAGAACAAAGUGGACUUUUUGUUAGCUUCUUGCAUACCCUGUAGGUUGGCUUAAUUGUAAACAGGGAUCCUCAAGGUUUACAUGGUUUGAUUUACCUUUCAAUUUUCAUUCGAUUUUUACCUGUGUACCUGCUUUCGGCUGAAAUUGCUCCGUGUGAACACUAAAAUUGAAUGUUGUUUUAUCAAUCGUCGUAUAGAAAAUUGUAUCAUGUGAACGGAAAUCUGUGCGAUUUACCUGGGCAAUGGUAUCAAAUUGGAUUGAAAAUCAAAUGGAAAAUUAUACCAUGUAAAUGAACCUUUAGUCUUAUCCUGGGCAACUGAGUAAAUUGUAAACAGAACAAUUUUGGAAUAAACAAGCAUCUAUUAAA
Mytilus californianus (California mussel) is the source of this 4240-nucleotide messenger RNA. RefSeq lists its product as uncharacterized. Lineage: Eukaryota; Metazoa; Mollusca; Bivalvia; Mytilida; Mytilidae. The transcript is spliced from 6 exons. The record is from RefSeq and is a predicted model, not a curated record. The coding region runs from base 57 to 2291 and encodes 744 amino acids.